Molecule: messenger RNA, 859 nt
Organism: Ricinus communis (castor bean)
Lineage: Eukaryota; Viridiplantae; Streptophyta; Magnoliopsida; Malpighiales; Euphorbiaceae
Exons: 2
Coding region: 124-498 (124 amino acids)
Source: RefSeq, a predicted model, not a curated record
UGCGGAAGGUGUGAAGGGGCAAAACUGUAAUUCGAAAAUAUGCAAUCGGCGAGAAUUUACACUUUAAGGAAAGCCGCGCCGGGGCCAGAAAUAAUCAGUAACAGAUAAGAGAGGAGGAAAACGAUGUCGUCGAACCCGUACGAGAGAGUGAAAGGAGGGAGACUAACAUUCAAGGGAGGAAGUAUAGCCACUACAAGUAAAUCCAUUGACAAGAAGAACAAGAACAAAAAGAAGAAUAAGAAGCAGCAGCAGCUUCACGAUAAGGAUGAUGAUCAUGAUCAAAACGACAGCGUCGUAGGAGAUGUAGAGAAGAAUAGUGAAACUGCAGCAGGAGGCGAGGUUUACACAAUAGACGCAGCGAAGAAGCUACAGUAUGAGCAGCUGUUCCCUGUAGAGGCCAAGAAAUUUGGCUAUAAGGAAAAGAUCGCGGAUUUCAAGUCGGUUGAGGAUGCUCUUGACGAUCGUGUCAAAAAGAAGGCUGAUCGCUAUUGUAAAUGAACGCCAAUUCAGAGAUUGGCAAUUCCUGACGUCAUUAUUUGGCCAUCAGAUCGCGGUGAAGAAACCGUUGCUCUAAUGAGAUUGAUUAGACGUUCAGACAACAAUGUAAGAGCUUAUAAGCUCCAAACUCACAUUUCCAUACAGCGAUCAAUAGGACAAUGAACUUCUGAUUGGAGUGAAGAUGAUUUGAUUCUUGCGAAUUGAAGAUUUCACUGCGGAAUGUCUAGUCUUAAUAACAUAAUCAUCACAUAAAAAUCGUCAAAAUGCUUUGUCUAUACUUUUGGCAUAAUUAGACUUCAAUUGUUAGCUGACAUGGAUUAGGCUCGUGAAAUGGUAUGAUGAACUGGGAAGUCUUCAUUCA